AUGGCUACCACCACCACUGAUAUUGUUCACCUCAAUGCUCCGUCUAAUUUUCCUAUCAAACUCACCCCCCUCAACUUUCCUGUCUGGAGACGCCAAGUUCAGUCCACCUUGAUUGGCUUUAAUCUCCUCGGAUACAUCGAUGGUUCUGUCAAAGAACCAGCAAAAUUCAAUGAUACUGAACAAACAACUCCGAAUCCAGCACAUUUGACUUGGUAUCACCAAGAUCAGAUAAUUACCAGUGCUUUACUUGGGAGCUGUUCAGACACCAUACAACCUCUUAUAGCUUUUGCAUCCACUGCUUGUGAUGCCUGGCAACGGCUCGUUGCUAACUAUGCUAGCGCCUCCCGAGGACGGAUCCUUUCCCUCAAGGCCAAGCUUACCAGAAAUCCGAAGGUUAAUCGGUCAGUCACCGCAUUUUUGAAUGACAUGCGGUCGAUAGCUGACGAUCUCGCCCUGGCUCAAUGCCCUAUUUCUAAUGAAGACAUGGUUGUGUAUAUUUUAACACAACUAGGGGAUGAGUACAGCUCCAUCGUGUCUGCCGUUCGUAUUCGUGACAAACCCAUUUCUUUGGGAGAAUUAGUCGAUGCACUCACGGAUCAUGAACGUCAGUUGGCUGAAGUCGAUGAUGCUCGCCAAUCUCUUUUGGCAACUGCUAAUGCCUCCCAGCGUGGUCAUUCGGCUUCCCGAAAUAGUCAGCACUCCACUGCCGAUCGGAGGUCCCACAACAACACCAACAACAAGUAUGGCAAUAAUCGACCGAAUUGGUCGCACAACAGCAACACUCGACCUGGUGUUGUGUGUCAAUUCUGUCACAUUGCUGGCCAUGAGACUCGUGUUUGCCGUAAGUUAGCCCAGUUUUUAAAGGCCCAUAAUGUGUUUCCCGCGCAGGCUCCUACAUUUCCUCAGUCUCAGUCACCUGCAGCUAAUUCUAUUGUGGGAUCGACUACGCCGUGGAUGUUUGACAGCGGGGCGUCUCACCAUGCCACACCGGAUAUGACUCCUCUGCACACUUUCACCGAGUAUAAUGGGCCUGAUGGGAUAUGA
Messenger RNA from Ipomoea nil (Japanese morning glory), 1044 nucleotides. RefSeq lists its product as uncharacterized. Bases 1 to 1044 code for a protein of 347 amino acids. The record is from RefSeq and is a predicted model, not a curated record. The transcript has a single exon. NCBI's taxonomy places the organism in Eukaryota, Viridiplantae, Streptophyta, Magnoliopsida, Solanales, Convolvulaceae.